Messenger RNA from Cetraspora pellucida, 417 nucleotides. NCBI's taxonomy places the organism in Eukaryota, Fungi, Glomeromycota, Glomeromycetes, Diversisporales, Gigasporaceae. The record is from the annotation of a GenBank genome assembly.
AUGGAAUCUGAUUUAAAUGAAAAUAUUGAUAAUAAUGAAGAAUUUUCAUAUUUAUCAAAAAAUACUUUUUAUCAACUUUAUAAUGAGUAUUUAGAUAAGAUGAAAUCUAAUUAUCAAUGGAAAUUACAAAUUGAUGAUCUUUAUUAUAAAAAAAUUAUAGAAGUUCUUGAAGGAUUAAAAAAACAUUUUAAUGCUGCAAAAAGAAGAAAAUUUACAAAUAAAUUUUUUAUUAAAAAUAUUAAUGAUAAAAAAUUAAUAUUUUAUAAUUCAAAAUUAAAUACUAAUAAUCCAAAAUUAUUAGUAAAAAAAGAUGAAAUUUAUUCACAACUAGGAAAAUUACAUUCUGAAUCAGCUCAUGGUGGUCAAAGAGAAUUAUGGAAUUGUACUAAAAAUAAUUUUGGAAAUAUUAAACAAUAG